Molecule: messenger RNA, 1759 nt
Organism: Mollisia scopiformis
Lineage: Eukaryota; Fungi; Ascomycota; Leotiomycetes; Helotiales; Mollisiaceae
Product: alpha/beta-hydrolase
Exons: 3
Coding region: 323-1453 (376 amino acids)
Molecular function (GO): hydrolase activity
Source: RefSeq, a predicted model, not a curated record
GACAGUACUCCUCGCCAUGCAACCGAUGGAAGAGCUUCAGCCUGGCCAACUUGCCAUCCUAGAAGUUGGCAAUCACUGCUAAUGCGAUUAAUGGGAAGGAUAAAACAAGAUCCCAAUCCUCCCGGUGUUGAGAAUUUCCUUUUCGUCAACGCACUGAACGGUAGGUACCGUGCGGGUUUUUACCGGCUAUUAAUCAACCAACGUUGCAACGCCCGACGCUCCUGCAUUUUCAUUUUCAGCACCACCUCUUCCACGUAGAAAUAUCCUGCGUCCAUACUCACUGUGUCUACGUCUAUCUUCUCGAAUUAUCUCAGCAGCCACAAUGUUUGGCUCUCCGCCUGCCCCUACCACCGUGAGCCUCGUCUUGUUCGGCUUCAAAAUUGUUCUUGCAGCCAUAUCAAGGCUCCUCACAGCUCCCUUGCGCUGGCUCCAUUGGAACGGCGCUCCCGUCUUGUAUCGAGAUAUCUUCUUUGCCGCUAUCCGCGCUAUGCUCUCUAAUUUCACCAUUACCGUGUCUCGAUAUUUGGGAAUGACUACGACGCAAGUGUAUGAAAACUUCUGUAAAGAAGUACACCAGGAGCCCAAGACAAUAAACUUGACGGAGAAUGACGUGACAGCGCAUUGGAUGGGCAAGCCAGAUGCUACCAGAGUGAUUCUCUACCUCCAUGGCGGUGGAUAUACCCAGUCAUGUUCACCUCAACACCUGGAAUAUCUUCAUCGUCUAGUCACGGAUCUCAACACGUCAGAUAGUACGACAUCUGUCUCUAUCCUGCUUCUUGCCUACACUCUGGCUCCCGAAGCCCAAUUUCCAACCCAACUCCGACAAGCUUCCGCUGUGCUUUCAUAUUUGUUGAAUGAGGGGAAGUCGCCAAGCGAUAUCCUAAUUGCUGGAGACUCAGCUGGUGGCGGCCUCGCCUUGUCUCUGCUCUCUCAUCUCCUCCAUCCACACUUAGACAUCCCCAAGAUACAACUCCUAGAGCCACUACGAGGUGCUUUCCUGUACAGUCCUUGGGUCAGCUUUGACACAACUCAUGACAGCUUCGAAAGAAAUGCCCAAAAGGAUGUCCUGGUGCCAAACAUGCUCCGAAAAUGGGGAGGAAUGUACCUGGGAACUGUUGAUGGAGAGACGGAUCCUGGUAUUACAACAGGCGGCAACAACUAUAGUGAGCCUCUACUCAGCAAUGCGUCCUGGUGGCGAGGUAUGAACAACGUCGUCCGUGAUAUCUGGAUCUUCGCUGGUAACGAUGAAGUUUUUGCUGAUUCUCUUCAUGCAUUUGGGGUGAAACUUCGUGAUGGAUGGAAGGAUGGCGGUGGGGCGGAAGAGAAUGUCGUCUUGGAGUUCGGCGAGGACGAGGCACACAUUGGACCGAUUCUAGAUGUCAUGCUGCAAUACAAGGAGAAAAGCGGGACACAGCUGGGUCUUGAAAAAUGGCUCAAGGAAUGUGUCGCAUAGUGGUCGCAUGAUUCCGGCAUAACCACGGUCUUCAUUCAACGGCCAUAUGUUCAUGCUUCUUUGGUCGUUCGCGUUGACAUUUUCUGCAGUAAUCAAACACAUCCCUUUACACAAUGUAUCUUGAUCGUGAACUGGUCUCUAAUUCUCCUUAGUUGUAUUUUUUAUGUAUUGAAACUCUUGACUGUGAAAACUCCAUCUUGUUCGUGAGAUCUGGAGCAUCUCUUCUUCACAUCUACAUCAGCUCGUCAAGAACAUUCUCGAGAGAUCGAAAACUUUUGAUUCAGGUCAUAGAUGACUGGCUAGGAG